Messenger RNA from Nymphaea colorata (pocket water lily), 2014 nucleotides. Its product is annotated as glycine-rich cell wall structural protein-like. The transcript is spliced from 3 exons. Lineage: Eukaryota; Viridiplantae; Streptophyta; Magnoliopsida; Nymphaeales; Nymphaeaceae. The record is from RefSeq and is a predicted model, not a curated record. Bases 546 to 1781 code for a protein of 411 amino acids.
GGCAUGCUAGCUCAGACGCUGCUGCUUGGUUACCCACAGCGACGAUUACAGAUCAUUACUCCCGAGGCAGACUUAAAGGAGGAGGAUGCAAUAGAGAAGCCAAGGAGAAGGAUGCAAUAAAGAAGCCCAGACUUAAAGGAGGAGGAUGCAAUAGAGAAGCCUCUCUCUCUCUCUCUCUCUCUAUCUAAAGACAACUUUCUGUCUUUCUCUCUCCCUCUCUGCGUCGUCGUCUAUUCAAGAGUGGAGAGGAGAGUCCACAUAAGGUCAACUGAAUUGGAUGAAGUUGAGUGACAGUUGAGUCUGCAGCGGGAUUUAUUGAAACAGUUUAAAGCCGAUUCAUCAGCGAACGUAUAUGCAUUUAUAUCGUUUUGGCGGGCUCCCCUUCUUCUCUUGGAUGCCCUCCAAAAAGAUCUGUCUCAGAGCCUCUAUAAAGAUGAAGCAGAAUUUAAGAGAAAUCGUCGAGUUUAUUAUUUCUCGAAGUGUGGUUCUGGACUGUGAGGCCGGGAGUGAGAGAGCUGCUGAUUUUGCUUUUUGCAUUUGGGAAAAUGAAGAGUGUCGUUUGGUUGACAGUGGCGAUGGUGGUGGUGCUGAGUGCUGGGGCUGAGGUUAGUCCGAGUCGGUAUGAUGAGGAUGACAAGCACUUCUGGCAUCAUGGAGUCUUUGGCCGGCCGUUCAGGAAAAGGUUCGGGGGUGGCUUCGGUGGUGGUUUUGGUGGGGGAGGAGGCUUUGGCCAUGGUGGUGGGCUAGGAGGUGGUGCUGGUGGCGGGAUAGGCCAUGGUGGUGGUUUAGGAGGUGGUGCUGGUGGCGGGUUAGGAGGCGGUGUUGGUGGCGGGCUAGGAGGUGGUGUUGGUGGUGGCAUGGGAGGCGGUGCUGGUGGUGGUCUAGGUGGAGGGCUAGGAGGUGGGGCUGGUGGAGGGUUAGGAGGCGGUGGAGGGUUAGGAGGCGGUGCUGGUGGUGGUUUAGGUGGAGGUGUGGGAGGUGGUGCUGGUGGAGGGCUAGGAGGUGGGGCUGGUGGAGGGUUAGGAGGCGGUGUUGGGGGAGGCUUGGGUGGUGGCAUAGGAGGUGGGGCUGGUGGAGGGCUAGGAGGCGGGGUCGGAGGUGGUGCUGGUGGCGGGCUCGGGAGUGGUGCUAGUGGUGCGCUAGGAGGCGGUGCCGGUGGAGGCUUAGGGGGCGGUGCUGGUGGUGGUUUAGGUGGAGGGAUUGGAGGUGGAGCUGGUGGUGGUGUGGGUGGUGGGCUAGGAGGCCAUGCUGGUGGUGGUUUAGGUGGAGGAAUGGGGGGUGGCGCUGGCGGUGGUUUAGGUGGCGGUGCUGGCGGUGGUCUUGGUGGUGGCGCCGGUGGAGGGAUAGGAGGUGGUGUUGGUGGUGGUAUAGGCGGAGGGAUAGCUGGAAGUAUUAGUGGUAGUAUAAGUGGAGGGAUAGGAGGCGGUGUAGGUGGAGGGGUAGGAGGAGGCGUUGCUGGUGGUAUAGGUGGAGGGAUUGGAGGUGGUAUUGGCGGAGGUUUAGGUGGCGGUGCUGGUGGUGGUGCAGGCGGAGGGGUAGGAGGUGGUGGUGGCGGUGGGCUAGGUGGCAGUGCUGGCGGAGGGAUGGGAGGUGGUGCGGGUGGGGGUGUGGGUAGUGGUUUGGGUGGUGGACUAAAGGGAGGAGCUGGUGGUGGAAUAGGAGGAGGUGCAGGUAGUGGUUUAGGUGGCGGACUAGGAGGAGGUGCAGGUGGUGGUGUUGGUGGCGGUCUAGGAGGUGGUGCAGCUGGCGGACUGGGAGGUGGUGCUGGUGGUGGGUUUUGAGCAAGUGGGGGGCUUGGUGUCUUUGGUGGUGGCGGAUUUGGAGGAAGCAGCAGCGGGAAUGUUGGUGCAGUGCAGGUGGAGGAGGCAGUGUUGGCGCAGGAGGCGGUGGUGGUGGGUCGUUGAGCAUGCCGCCAGAAAAACGUGUGAUAUGAUCAUCCUCUUAAGUUUGGUAUGGAAAGAAUGUUCAGUACCAUUUUGGAACUUUUGAAAAAAUAGUUUCUUUUGUUUAUAUA